CAACCACUACUACAAAUCCAACAACUACUGCAACAACUCCAAAAACUAGUAUGACAUCAACCACUAGUACAACCGCAACACCUACUACAACUACAACCACUGCUACAACACCAACCACUAGUAAAACAGCAACCACUACUGCAACUCCAACAACUACAAUUCCAACACCUACUACAACUCUAAGCACUACUGCAACUCCAAGAAUUACUACAACACCAACCACUACCACAACACUAAUAAUUACUACAACUCCAACCACUGCCACAACUCCAACCACUACUACGCAAACUACCACUACUACAACACCAACCACUACUACAACACCAUUCACUACUGCAACCCCAACUAUUACUGCAGUUCCAAAAACUACUACAACAUCAGUCACUAGCACAACUCCAACAACUACGACAAAUCCAACAACUAUUGUAGCUCCAACAACGACUACAACUCCAACAACUACUGCAACACCAACCACUACUACAACAAUAACCUCUACAACUCCAACUCGAAUCACUACUACAACUCCAACCACUACUACAGCUCCAAUGAGUACUACAACUCCAACCACUACUACAAAUCCAACAACUCCAAAAACUAGUAUGACGUCAACCACUAGUACAGCUGCAACACCUACUACAAAUACAACCACUGCUACAACACCAACCACUAGUAAAACAGCAACCACUACUACAACACCAACAUCUACAAUUCCAACACCUACUACAACUCUAAGCACUACUGCAACUCCAAGAAGUACUACAACACCAACCACUACCACAACAGUAACAACUUUCACAACUCCAACCACUGCCACAACUCCAACCACUUCUAAGCCAAGCACCACUACAACUCCAAUAACUGCUACAAAUCCAACCACUACUUGGACUCCGAUAAAAAUUACAGUUAAAAACAAUACUACAACUUUAACCACUACUACAACCCUAUAA
Ostrea edulis (European flat oyster) is the source of this 947-nucleotide messenger RNA. Its product is annotated as integumentary mucin C.1-like. The transcript is spliced from 2 exons. Bases 51 to 947 code for a protein of 298 amino acids. The record is from RefSeq and is a predicted model, not a curated record. Lineage: Eukaryota; Metazoa; Mollusca; Bivalvia; Ostreida; Ostreidae.